AGAUUAAUUCAGCGACUUUGGUCAGAUUGUGUCGCAGAGGAUUUAUCCUUAUAAUAAACGAAUCUUGAUUUAAUUACGAAUUGGAUACUACAUACGGUAAACAAGCACACAAUAUACCUAUUUGUUCUACUCGAGACGAAGUAUUAAUUUGAAAAAUUUAUUCAUUAGCAUUGAGUCCAAUCGGUGUGUAUUUUCUACGGAUAUAUCCAUUGAUUAAUUGCGUGCAAUUCGUUCAUUAAUUUCAACAUUUAUUCAUUGUUUGAUCAGAAGUCAACGUGGUAUUUUGGCAACAGCCCAGCUGUGUGAUUUUAUUGGUGAUUUACGAUAUCAGCAAAGAAUAUUCGACGUUGUUGGUAAGAAUUAAAUUCAUAUUCAUUCAUUACUUAAAUUUCGUCAUAAUUUAGCAAUUUCGAUUUAUUUACUAGACGAUUAUUGGUUCGAUUAAUUCAGCGAAUUGGUGAUACGGUUUCUUCAACUUGAAUUCAACACGACCAGGCUAACCGGGAAUUAUUUCGAUACUGUUUAGAUCUGAUUCUGACGACGCGGAUUUCUUUACCAGGUACCUAUUACUCUUUAUACGAUGAAUUUUCACAAUCUUAUUAAAUGGGAAGGAAACCGGUACUAUUUUUCGAAGAAAGAGAUGGACAAUGAUGUUCAUGAUGCUCGUAGAGCUUUCUACAAAGAAGACCUAUCUCUUUACAAGCCCGAAUUAAUUCAAGCAUAUUUCAACGAACCUAAUUCAUUCUACCGAUCGAAAAUUUUCGACCCUGAUAGACCAAUCACUAAGACGUAUGUCGACGACAUUAUUUGUGCAGAGCCUAAUAAUGAUUUCCCAACUGAUUUUAUCCAAUCCAUAGACAUAGAUAUAUCGGAUUCUGACACUAAUUCUAUUCAUUCUUCUAGAGUCAUGGAAUCGUUCAAAGUGCCUAUGUGUGAACGUUGCGGCGACGGUUUUGAGAUGCGUCAAGAAGUUGUAAAAAACGAGUAUUGCCCGCACGUAUUCCAUCAAACUUGUAUUAAAGAUGCAACAGAACAACGGACCCCGGCUGGAAAUUUUAAGACGGUGAAAAAUAAAUGUCCAAACAAAAAUUGCAACGCGCUCCUUGUACGUCAACGGUACAACUAUUUAUCCUUCCGUUUUGGUACACCAUCGUGUGUCUGUACGAAUCAAUCGCAUCGAAUCAGUAUUGACAACCAAGGAGAAAUAAUUCGUCGACAAUCCGAACGCAUUAACCAUCUCCAAGAAUCUCUCGAAGAUGCUGAGGCCAUAUGUGUCGUACGUUUGAAUAGAAUCUCGGAUUUGGAACAACAACUGCAUAAUAUCAGACGUGAAAAUGAAGUUAAUCAUCUCGACGAUAUUGAUGAAGAAUUAGUUCAAGAAAACGGUGAAUACGUCGAAGAUACGAUUGACGAUGAUACUAAUGAAGUAGACAAUUGCGUAAAUACCGGUACUAAUAAUGAAGAUUUGCAAGAUACAGUACAAACUGAAAACACGAGCCCAAUUGGACGUAACGACUUGAACGAACCGAUUGAUCGAUUAUCGUCGAUGUUCGCCGCGAAAGAAGCUGAAGAGCGUGAAUUCCAACGACAAUUAGACCUGCAAUUGGAUGCGCAAGAUGGCUUAAUUGCAAAGGUACCCAAUUCACUUCCUCCGGUCGAAAUAAUCGGCGAAGCUGGUCCAUCACGCCAAUCGACGAAUACUGAUCAAGCAUCGAUUUACGGUUCGACUUCAUCGUCGGUCAUCGUGUCGCCUAAAACUAUCGAGGAAAAUAAAGAAAUUUAUUCGAAAACAUCAGAAAUUAACCUCGAUGAUGUGAACAUGCCACCUGCUCAUCCGCCAGCAUUGACAGAUGAUGCUGCGCCAUCGACUUCACAAUUCCGCGACACCUUCCGCCCAAGCGGCCGCAACGUAUUGGGAAGCUUUUUCAAUGCACAUAACGUGCUAGUUAACCAUAUCGUUGCGCCAUCUGCAAACACUACACGUAUGUCGCGAGAUCCUCGGACCCGUAACGUUAUACCGCCACGCGUGGCUACUGUCGCCGAAGCUCAAAGACCGUUAAUGGACGAUGAAGACGCUCCGAAUGAAGACUUCCGCGAUGAACGUGAAAUACGUAUUUACGACGGAGGAGUAAAUGGCCAUUCAAUGCAAAGAGCGAUUUUUCCUAACCGCCGCAGUAAUAUUAUGGCAAUUCUUGAAAGAGCGAACUACCAUUAUGGUCGUCAAAUUCAACAUCAGCUGAGACAAGAAUUUUCAUUUCAAACGCAAGAAAUGUAUUCAUCGGUUUUUACGACUUGGUCUGCGAACGAUAACCAGCCAUCAACCCAUUGUUUCCUCAAUGGGUGGUGGGUGGUUGGUGAUGGCUUGGCACAUUCGUUGGCAAGAGAGCCUUUAAGAAGAAAUUCCGUUCUGAAGAAUCGGUGGGAUAGGUCAAGAUUUGCAGGGAGCUUCAUUAGCGCCAAAAGGCUGAUGCAUAAUAUCGACAACCAUUUGACGAACGUGCCGCCAUACGUAAUUCUCUCCAUGGGAACCCACGAUAACACGCUUGAAAAAGAAUUGGCUACUCGAUUGAACACCAACCUCGUCUUGAAAUGUUUACUUGACCACGGCGUACGGCGAAUUCUAGUUCUUCCGACCAUCGUAGCUCCUAGACGAGAAGACGCUCAGAGAUUGUUGGAAUACCGCGACUGGCAGAGAAGUAUCAUGCCUCAAAUGGAUACGGAAAGAAUUCAUUACCUAGAAUUCAUCGAAGAAACAAUCGAUCGCGUAGAGCCCUAUCAUUGCGAUAUGGGUGGUAUCCUAUACGUUCAUCCGUUCGUGGUAUUCGACGUAAUCUACAGAAUUAGCCAUCUUCUCGCCUACAGGCCAUAAAGCAGACAUUUACGUAAAUAUUUAUUUUUUAAGGUGACAUUUUUCAUUUAUUUUGUUUUUACUUUUUCGUUUGUCAAAUUGUGAAUUUAUUUUCGUUGAAUUGUUUCCUAUUUUUAAGUUGUUUAUUUGACAAGAAUGCGGUAAUAAGCUGAACAUGGAUCGGUAUUUGUUCAAUUCAAAGCUCGUUGUUUUUCGAUUGACAUAAGUACCUAUGUUAGGACUUAUGUUUUGUACCAUUACGCAUUCAACAAGAUUAUUUCUAUUUUUAAAAAUAAGCUAAUUUGCUCUACGAAGCACUUAUUUACGUAUUUUGCUUAUUAUGA
Planococcus citri (citrus mealybug) is the source of this 3192-nucleotide messenger RNA. RefSeq lists its product as uncharacterized. Lineage: Eukaryota; Metazoa; Arthropoda; Insecta; Hemiptera; Pseudococcidae. Bases 581 to 2869 code for a protein of 762 amino acids. The record is from RefSeq and is a predicted model, not a curated record. The transcript has 4 exons.